Messenger RNA from Pelmatolapia mariae (spotted tilapia), 1782 nucleotides. It is a transcript of the gene zc3h12ab, whose product is annotated as zinc finger CCCH-type containing 12Ab. Lineage: Eukaryota; Metazoa; Chordata; Actinopteri; Cichliformes; Cichlidae. Gene Ontology annotation, biological process: 3'-UTR-mediated mRNA destabilization. The transcript is spliced from 5 exons. Gene Ontology annotation, molecular function: mRNA binding; RNA endonuclease activity; metal ion binding. The record is from RefSeq and is a predicted model, not a curated record. Bases 1 to 1782 code for a protein of 593 amino acids. Gene Ontology annotation, cellular component: nucleus; cytoplasmic ribonucleoprotein granule.
AUGUACCCAGGUGAACCUGACCCGAACACGGACCCGCAGCUCUUGGAGUCCCAGCUGGACUUCUUCCACAAGCUGGGCUACUCCACGGCUCAGGUACAGGCUGUUCAGCAGAAGUUCGGCCCCAACAUGGACACGGAUAAAGUGCUGGGAGAGCUGGUUCGGACCGGGCCCGUUCAGGAGGCCAAUCAGGGGCCGGUGACCACAAUGUCGGUGCUGGUGCCCAGAGGAGAAACCCAGCCAUCGGGCCCUACACUGCUGCUGCCUGUAGCUGGUACUUCUCCUCAGAGCAAAGAGGAGACUGGCGAGGAAGGAAAGACUCUGAGACCCGUCGUUAUAGACGGCAGCAAUGUGGCCAUGAGCCAUGGCAACAAGGAAGUUUUCUCUUGUCUGGGAAUCCAGUUGGCUGUGAACUUCUUCCUGGACAGAGGCCACACUGAAAUCACUGUGUUUGUUCCCUCAUGGAGGAAGGAGCAGCCCAGGCCGGAUGUUCCCAUCACAGAUCAGCAAAUUCUGCGUGAGCUGGAGAGGAAAAGGAUUCUGGUGUUCACACCGUCGCGGCGCUAUGCAGGCAAACGGGUGGUCUGUAAUGACGACUGCUACAUUGUCAAGCACGCCUUUGAGUCUGACGGUAUCAUCGUGUCCAACGACAUGUACCGUGACCUUCAGGGAGAGAAGCCGGAGUGGAAGCGCUUCAUCGAAGAGAGGCUGCUCAUGUACUCCUUUGUUAAUAACAAGUUUAUGCCCCCCGAUGAUCCCCUCGGUCGACAUGGACCAACCCUGGAGAACUUCAUGCGGAGGGUUCCAAAGACACAGAAAAAACAGCCAUGUCCUUAUGGGAAGAAAUGUACUUAUGGAAUCAAAUGUAAAUUCCACCAUCCCGAGCGAGCCAAACAGUCCAAUCGUGCUCUUGCUGACGAGCUUCGGGAGAGUGCUAAGCAGCCUACUGCUCCUCAUAAACAAUCUUCAGCUUGCUCCAGUCCUGUGCCUGGACUCAGCCUCCUGUUGGUGGAGGAUAUGGCGAAGAAACUGACUCUGGGCAACGAGAGCAGCUCCUUAAAAAAAGCUCAUAAAAAUGAAAAGGUAGCUCAGGUGAAGGCAAGUCACUGCUCCAGCAAGAAGGCCUCAUCAAAGAAGGAGAAGUCCAGCAAGCACGCGUUGUCUGAUCACAACUCGGUGCAGCACAGUCGCUCUCAGGAGCAGCUGGACUCUGGUUUAGGCUCCAUAGACAGCCAGCCGGUGGAAGCUCCUCGGAGUCUGAGUGAUCACCAGUUUGGGCUACCGUACAGCAGCAGCCAGCAGUAUUGCCCUCCAAAAAGUGCCCCGUGCAGCUGCUGCUCACAUGGCACUGCCUCUUGUGGGAGUGCGUCGGCUUUCCCAACUCACAACAUCGGGCCAGUGAGCAGCCACAGCGCUGAUAUGAUGCCCUACAGUCUGCCCCACUAUCCAAACUAUUGCGCUUACCCAGUCAGCAUGAAUCCGUACAGCCAACCGACAAAUUUCCAGCGCAGCCAAACCCACAGCUUCCAGAGGCCACAAUGGUCCGAUCCAUUCUGCGGUCGACCGGCGGUGGUCCGCAGCCUCCCGGGAGAUCCCUCACACUGGGAGCCUCCUCCAAUGAAGCAACCUGAUCCCAGCAGGGAGGAGAGAGAGGUUAUACGGAAAAAGCUCCUCGCUAUCUUCAGCGCCCAGCUGGUGGAUACAGCCAUGGACAUGUUCCCUCAGAUGAUGGAUCCACAGACGCUCGUGGUCGAAAUCCUCAAGUUGCAGAGUCAGCUGAGAUGA